AUGGUUAAAGGGGGUGGACAUGAGAAUUUCUUGUGGGACACCCAAUCAUGGGCGUUUUUCGAUUCGGAGAAUUCUGGUGGUAGUGGCGCGAAGAAUUCAGGGGGAAAGCCCCUAGAUUUGGGGUCGAACACGCAGACACCAAGGGGGAAGGAGGUGGCGAUGUCGUUGGAAGGGAAGAAGCGAGGGUGGGUUGAUGGGAAGAAUGAUCAAGUGGAGGGUGAAGGAAAAAAUGGUGAUCAGACGACAUCAGAUCAUGAGAUGCAUAUAUGGACAGAGAGAGAGAGGAGGAAGAAGAUGAGGGAUAUGUUCUCGGGGCUCCAUGCUUUGCUCCCUGACCUGCCUCCAAAGGCAGACAAGUCCACAAUUGUGGAUGAAGCAAUAAGGCGAAUAACAUCUCUGCAAAAAACCUUCCAGCAGCUGCAAAAGAAGAAGAUCGAAAGGCUUCAUGGGGUCACAUUUAUUAACAAUUCUGAUCCAUCCAUGGACUGUAGAGAAGGUUUCAUGGCUAACCAGGUGGCUUCAAUGGCUACUCCCUCAGAUGCCUGCACCGCUCUAUCGGGCUCUCGCUUUCCUCCUAUGUUUAAAACAUGGACUUCUCCGAAUGUGAUCUUGAAUGUGUGCGGUGAACAAGCCCAGAUUAAUAUCUACUCGCUCAAGAAGCCGAGGCUGCUUAGCUCCAUUUGUUGUGCAUUGGAGAAGUACAAAAUAGAGGUGGUUUCUGCUCAUGUUUCAUCGGAUCAAAAUUUGAUGAUGUGCAUGAUCCAAGCCCAUGUAAGUAUGGGUCCUAAUCAGCUUGCUGAAGCAUUCCCAGUGGAGGACAUCUACAAGCAAGCAGCAGGAGAGAUAAUGCUGUGGAUCAAUUCUUGA
This is a messenger RNA of Diospyros lotus (date-plum), 867 nucleotides long. Its product is annotated as transcription factor bHLH95. Gene Ontology annotation, biological process: endosperm development; regulation of DNA-templated transcription. The record is from RefSeq and is a predicted model, not a curated record. The transcript is spliced from 3 exons. NCBI's taxonomy places the organism in Eukaryota, Viridiplantae, Streptophyta, Magnoliopsida, Ericales, Ebenaceae. Bases 1 to 867 code for a protein of 288 amino acids. Gene Ontology annotation, molecular function: protein dimerization activity; DNA-binding transcription factor activity.